AUGGGACUCGAACAACAAUCCGAUGUGCUAGGAAAAUGGUAUUAUUCAGCGGAGUGCACAUCGGACAACGGGGACCGUCUGGCCUACUUAUGUGAAAAGACGUACCUCAUCAUCGCUUCCACUUUUAAGAGGGAUCAUUCACGCCAUCAGCUCACGUGGCAAGGGUCAACCCUUUUAACGCCUGAAGAGCAGCGCAAGCGGGGAGUUGGGUACUAUGAUCAAUUCAAUGCUAAUGUCACCCGGUCAUUGUGUACUAAAACACCGUAUACAUUUGCAUGUUAUUGCUUUACUGAUUUGUGCAACAUGAAUAUUUCAGCAUUCCGUGAAAUUUGGAAGUCGUCACCUGAAUACACAACCAGAGGUUCAUAUCACAAAUGUUUUCGGCAGAAUUUCACAGAUAAAUUCGUCACUCAGCCUGGUGAUGAUACCGACACUGAGACCACCGUAAUUAGCACAGAAGAAAGUACUUCAGAAAAAGCACAAACAACCCCACUGGACCAGACGAGGAAGGAUGAGAAAAGUACGGGAAAUACAGGAACAACAACGGAGCCAGAACCGAUUAACCUAUUCAGCACCACCGAGAUUCAUCCAGAUUCUUUGGAAGGAAGCAACGGACGCUCUCUCGACGAAGACGAUGAUUCAAACAUCGACUUCAUUAUUUUCGUGAUCCUUUCUAUUGUCGCUGCAAUUCUCCUGAUAGCCAUCAUCCCGAUCUUGAUCGGAUGCCUCGUAAUUAAAUCAAAAAGAGAUCGAAGAAGACGUACCAGGAAAGCAUCGGCCGGCAGUAUGGCUGGGAAACCUCCCAAAAGAAAAGGCCACCGCGCAAGGAAGACUCAAGCCCUACUUCUAUAUGUUGUUCGUGACACAUGGGGACUUCGGUGCUACGUUGGUGCACUUGGUCAACCAAAAUCGCGGAUAGUCCGAGGAGGAAAGUACUGCGGUGUGGUAUUUGAGUUGCCCUGCGAGGGAAAAGGGUUCUAUGAUCAAUUCAAUGCUGAUUUCGAACAGCCCUGGUGUACUCCAACAGAGCAUGCGCUUGCAUGUUAUUGCAAUACUAAUUUGUGCAACAUGAAUAUUUCUGCGAUCCGUGAAAUUUGGAAGUCAUCACCAGAUUACUCAACUGAAGAAUCAUAUCCUGAAUGUUUUCGGAAUCCUUUCCCAGAAGAUCGUUCUCUCCAGUCUACAACAACAACAACUCAGAGAAUGACCACAACAAAAGAGGGGAAAUUGGGACCGUUGCUGCCGGACAUGAAAAAAACCAGGAAACCAGGAACAGUUGAAGGUGCCACCUGCUUCGUGUUUAUGACAAAAAGAAAUCAUCACUAA
Molecule: messenger RNA, 1326 nt
Organism: Necator americanus (New World hookworm)
Lineage: Eukaryota; Metazoa; Nematoda; Chromadorea; Rhabditida; Ancylostomatidae
Exons: 14
Coding region: 1-1326 (441 amino acids)
Source: RefSeq, a predicted model, not a curated record